Messenger RNA from Empidonax traillii (willow flycatcher), 3373 nucleotides. RefSeq names its product PLAG1 like zinc finger 1 (gene PLAGL1). Gene Ontology annotation, molecular function: RNA polymerase II cis-regulatory region sequence-specific DNA binding; DNA-binding transcription factor activity, RNA polymerase II-specific; histone deacetylase binding. The coding region runs from base 457 to 2439 and encodes 660 amino acids. Lineage: Eukaryota; Metazoa; Chordata; Aves; Passeriformes; Tyrannidae. Gene Ontology annotation, cellular component: cytoplasm; nucleus. Gene Ontology annotation, biological process: cell fate commitment; regulation of transcription by RNA polymerase II. The record is from RefSeq and is a predicted model, not a curated record. The transcript has 8 exons.
AGAGCGGAGUUAGACUUAGUUGAGCACAGGGGCAUUUGGAAAAAUCUGCCGGAGGAGAAUGGCCUGGUUCCUGCCACCCUGUACUAGCAUAGCCUGACUUUUUACUAAAAUUGAUAUUUUAAAUAAGGGUGUGAGGAUUGCGGUAGAAGCCUUAUAGGAGAAUGCAAACUCCACGGACCACUCAUCAGGGCUAAAGAUAGGGUUAUUCCCAGCCGAGCCCGUCUCACCCUACCUCACUACCUCACUUUGCGAGUGUUGGAGCUGCGAGCUGGAAACCAGCAGAUCCUUGGUGUAUUUGCAAAGAAAGUAAUACAGAAGCGAACACAGUUUGGUCCUUAUGUUGGUCAACUGUCUACAAAAUUGACCUGCUAUGAUGAGAGCAGGCUAGUCCUGCAGGUUUUGAAAGAUGGAGGGAAGUACUUUCUGGACACUCCCAAUGAAGACUGUGGAAACUGGAUGAUGUUUGUCCGGCUAGCCCGGAACCAAGAAGAACAGACCCUUGUGGCUUAUCAGCACUGUGGAGAAGUUUACUUCACAACAGUUAAGCCAAUUGAACCCCACACAGAAUUGAAAGUAUGGUAUGCUGCCGAUUAUGCCAAAUUUAUGGAAGCUUCCGCAGUCUGCAUUAAAGAAGAAUCAGAUGUCUGUCCCGUGCUUCCAGUUGCAAAAGAGCCUGUAGACCCUCGGAUAUGCUCCAGUUGUGGCAGCACUUUUGCAACUUUUUCUCUGCUGGAAUCUCACCAGUGCAUCCAUAAAGACCGAGUCCUUCCUACGAGGUUCAGACCACCAAAUAAAUUGGGACCUGUAAAAGCAAAAAGCAAACUCAAAGGGAAACUGAGAGGAGCGUCAUUAGGCAAAAGCAUUACUCAGUGCUUUGGGACCGUUUCCUGUUCCUCUGCUGCAAAGUUUGGCUGUGCCAGCUCAGGAAGCACUUGUGAUGCACUCGUGAGGUUUAUACCUAAAUGGAGAAAUGGUCGGUCUUCACUGUUGAAGGGAAAAGAAGUGAAGCAGCCGGACAGUUACCCUUGCCGACUCUGUGGGAAGAUAUUUGAUUCCAUUGAUAAGCUCACAGUCCACACUUACACGCACAAAGGGGAGCGUCCCUACAAGUGUUCACAGCACGGAUGCACGAAAGCCUUCAUUUCCAAAUAUAAACUGCUCAGGCACUCUGCUACUCAUUCUCCACAGAAAUCUCACCAAUGUGGCUACUGUGAAAAGACCUUUCACAGGAAAGACCACCUAAAGAAUCACCUUCAGACUCAUGACCCUAACAAGAUGGCCUUCAAGUGUGAAGAGUGUGGCAAGAAGUACAACACCAAGCUAGGCUAUAAGAGACACUUGGCUCUUCACGCUGCCACCAGUGGGGACCUUACCUGUAGGGUAUGUGCCCAGGAGUUUGGCGGUACUGAGGUUCUGUUGGAACACCUCAAAAGUCAUGCAGGGAAGCCAGCUGGCAAUAUGAAGGAAAAGAAACACAAAUGUGACCACUGUGAGCGUCACUUCUAUACCCGUAAAGAUGUGCGGCGUCACAUGGUGGUUCACACAGGCUGUAAAGACUUUCUGUGUCAGUUUUGUGCCCAAAGGUUUGGGCGGAAGGACCACUUGACACGCCAUACCAGGAAGACUCAUCCACAAGAACUGCUAAAGAGCAGGCUGCAGAACGGUGAGUCAGUGGGUCUCCUUGACCAGCUUUUUCCAUACAGGCUGAAGGAAGAUGCCAGCAUGCUGUCCCCUCUUCCUGAAAGGGUCUCUAUGCAGAAUGGUAUUGUGAAUAGUUCAGAAUCAGAGGAAUACAACUGUUCACAUCUUCAUUCCCAGCCAAGCUUACAAACUGCUCUUCCUCUUGAACCUUCUCCUCAGUUGCAAAGGAUGGGCUGCACAGACAGCCUCCCAGCGGUCCAUCCCACACCGUGUUCAACAGCCAUCCCUACCAACCUGAACCUUCAUCAGCCUAAUAAAUACGACCUUAGUUCUACCUCACUUGCAGCAGGAUCCCUCAAGAAUCUACCAAUAAAAGUGGAUGUUAAAGGUUACAACGUGCAUCUUCUCGAGGACCUGCCAUUACCAGAACCUCAGUCUCUGCACAAAAUCAGUAUGGAAGAAGAUUCCUCAGGGCCUGCAGGGGAUACUAACAAGUACCCAGUGCAGAAAGAGACAGAGGCAGCAACUGAAACUACAGGCCUGCCUUUCAUGGAUCUCACUCACGUGAUGAGUUUCUGGCAGCUCCCACCAGGUGACAACCAGAACACUAUUGGGGACUUCACAAUGGCCUUUGGCCCAGAGGAACCAUCACACAGGCUGAAUGGCCUCGGCCAACAGCAAGGUCUUCAGCUAGCAACUGGUGGGAUGGCCAUAAACCAGCUGCAUCAUUUUCCUCGCUCCUUUCCAUCCACUACAAAUUCUGUAACCUUGCCUCAUUUUCACCAUGCCUUCAAGUAACUAUCACCCUGUGUGGGGUUUUUUCCUUUUUUUUUUUUUUUGAGACUGUGCUUCUUACUUAAAUCUUUUAGGAUGGGGUGGUUUUGGUUUUGUUUUGUUUUUAAGAAAAACUGCCCCAAAUGUUUUCAAAGCACAUUAUGAACAUGGUAGUUAAAUUCAGGAUGUUAAUAAAUAAGAAGCUCUAUUUUUCAUACUACUAUUAGUUUUUUUAGCAUGUGACAACAGUAGAACUAACAUAUUUCCCUCAGCUCCCCCUAUAUUUUUGUUGUUACCUUUCAUAAAAACAUCUGAAUAAAUAUCUUCAACGGUAGAAAAGUAUCAUAACAGGCACAAUAAAACUAUGGCUGCUGCAGUAGGAGAAAUAUGGUUAGGGUGAAUGGGAAGAAGGGGGAAAUCACAGAAAAAUCAUUUUAAUGAGCCAUAAAUCACAGCAAAUGUGUACACAUAGCAAAUGUAACAAAUGAUUUAUCAACAUCACAUAGAUUAUUGUUAAGUACUUAAUGAAGUUUAUUAAUCUUUAAUUUAAAUCGGAAUCAUUCCAAGAGUAAAUCUUACCUCCUUGGUUCCCUUUUUUCAAAUGAAUAUCAUCACUGUUAUGAUUAUGUUUAACUAGAUUUUGUUUUCUGACACACAGUUCAACUGUGUGCAUCUCAUGCCUUUUUCCUUGGGCUGGAGGUUGCUGUCACUUCUGAACGACUAUGUAAAAACUGCUGUCUUGUAUAUGUGCAGUUUUCAGAAUGGAAAGUGAAUUGUCUCAAAGGUUAGAACAAAACUUUACUUUUCACUUAGUGCCAGAUCUGCCAAGGUAUCAGACACUGCUUUCUUUCUCUCCAGUAAAGCACUUAAACAUUUGCUUAAAUUAAAGCGUGUUAUCCCGUUGGGUCAACAGCUUGAUUAAUUUAACAUUUAAUAAAAUAUAGUGCUUCCUACCUAA